Messenger RNA from Heterobasidion irregulare TC 32-1, 2522 nucleotides. RefSeq lists its product as uncharacterized. Lineage: Eukaryota; Fungi; Basidiomycota; Agaricomycetes; Russulales; Bondarzewiaceae. The transcript is spliced from 3 exons. Bases 230 to 1894 code for a protein of 554 amino acids. The record is from RefSeq and is a predicted model, not a curated record.
CAACACCCCCUCCACCGCGCUCAGCUGCACUCACCUGCGGCCCUCCUCGUCAUCGUCUCCGCCGCGCCUUGUGUUUGCACCGGCGCAGUCGUCGUCCUAGGCCACUGGAUGCCGUGCUCGAUCGGCGCUGCGUGCGCUCUGCCAGCAGUCGCGAGGGUCGACGUACAAGCCCAAAACCCAGAGGAGGUCGCGUACAAAUAUCCUCCAGCCCUCCACUCGCACCGGGUCCAUGCACGAGGCGGAGGAACAAUGCGCUGAGGGUCCGCAUGCGAGCUCCGCCCUGGGCUAUUGUUGUUCUCUUCCGUCAGCGAGCCCUCGACGCCCAUCGCACCAUGCCGAGACUUCCCGCUGCGUGCCCUCGCCCCUGGAGGACAAGAACGCCGUUGCCAUCGCCGCGUCUUGUUGCAUGGCUUUCGCAGGCCGGCCGGGGUGCGUUUCUUGUCAAGGCGCGAUCGGGGAUCGUCUCCUGAUUUCGCGGCACGUGUCACUGACUUCAAGCUGCACCGUCAUCAUCACCUCUUCAAAUGCACUCGGGCUGCCUCCAUCUCACUCUCUCCGAAGGCCCGCAUCGCACCAAGGCAGCAGCUCGAUAUGCGUGAUAAAAUUUCUGCAUGUGGGAACCGCCCGCGAGGCAUCGCUCCUGGGCGCUAGUGACGCAAGCCGCGCUCUGCUAGGCUCUGCUAUCUGGCCAUCUACUAUCUGUGCCUCCGCAUCCAUCUCUCCUCGACCGCGCAUCCUUCCGACACCGCCUCGCCCGCGAUCUUCUCGAGAUUGUGCCCUUCGGCUACGUCGCCUCCCGAGCUCGAGAGGAACGCGCCAGCCGACCGAAGUGGAUCUAGAGACUGACUGGGUACUAUCCAAGCCAAGUGUUCUUGCAUGUGCACACAGCUUUUGCCUCGCGUCUCCUUCUGCAGCUGCCGUGGAACAGACGGCGCUGCGGCGUCUCGGCUCUUACAGUGCGCGCAAGCAACAUCCCCUGCUUCCGCGCACGGGGAGUGGCAAUCCAUCGAUCGAUUACAUUCCCCCUGCCCAGCCCUGUCCUGGCUGUCCUGGCCUCACCGCAGCUCACUGCCCGCGAUUCCAGAUCCAGAUCCUCGCGGCCAAGGGCUGCUAUGACUCUAUGACUCUGCCAUGUAAUACUCGUACAGCAGGACCCGGCGUCUUCGAUCGAUCGCCGCGCGCGCACUUAAACGCCGGCACCCCCUCCACUGCCCCAUUGCGUGCUCCGUGCUCCGCCGUGCGCGUGGCUUCCGCGUUGCGCUCCUCGUGCCCAUCUCAUGCCGCCUCCCCCGGCGUUCAUCCGUGCGGAUCUGAGCCUAUCCGAGCGCUAAUAGCCGGCGAUCACCGACGACCCACCUCCACCUCGUCCGCCUACAGCACACAAGGACUGGGCUGGGAUGGGAUGGGGAACCCGCUGUGGAUGCCGCUGGAUGCCGACGCAGCGUCAUCGACGAACCCGUGUUCUCGUCCACGUCCACGUCCACGCGCAGCCGCGGCUUCCUCAUCGCCGAAGAGACGCUCGCCUGUGAAGACCUGUGACAGCGCCCACGGCCCGCAGCCGCUAUCUAGGUCACUCGCGGCGUGUGUCUUCUCGGCAUCGUGCACAGCGGCGCGCGUCGAUUCGGGAGUCGCGGUGCCGCUGCGAGGAUGCUGUAUGUGGGUUGCGAUUUUGGACGCGGGAUCGGGGUUGUGGACGGCCGCGCUGGGCGACGGGGGUUUGCGGUCCAGGUGUUCGCUGGCAGGAGCUGUUCUGAGGACCUCACAUGACUUGUCUCCUGCCUGCGCUCGCUUGCCUGGGCAUCAUCGCCAUCAAGAGCGCCUUAUCCGUGUUCGCAACAGAACCUCGUUCGUGUCCGCCUUCGGCUUCCUGAUUGCUCAAGAGACGCUAUCAUGACCCGGCGCUCGAAGCCGUGUAUGUGCGCAGCAGCGACAGCGUGUUCUGCUUCGAUAUCAUGGACAGCGACGCGUUGAUUCGGGGGGCCCACCCUGAGCUUCUCUAGGUUUCGACUAUGUAACUGGGGCUAGCUUUGCGGCGCGACUCUGGCUAUGCCAUGGGUGAGUGCGCUGGGCGACGAAGGAUGGCAUCCUUCGUGAUCGUUGGCAGGACAUGGUUUUACGGCCUCACGCGAUCUGUCUCCCAUUUGUGCUCGCUCGUCCCGUGCAUCAACAUCAGCAGAGCCUUUUUCAUGUCCGCCUUUGACUUCCAGAUCGCUAAUAGAUGCUGUCCGGCAUGACUCGGCGCUCGAGGCGCUGUGCGCGCAGCGACGGUUCUGCUCUGUCGUCACAGGCAGUGACGCGUUGAUUUGGGAUGUGCUGUUGGCACCACUGCGAGGGUGUGUGGAUUUCGGCUGCAUGAUCGGAGCUGACGGCCAAGGCGCGUGCGCUGAUCGGGGCUCUUCAUCAUCGCUGGCAGUACUGCUCUUUUCACUCCGUCACGAGGAAUUCAUGUUAUGUUGUCCACGAUGCCAUUCUAUCGCCGUCGAAUCAGACGCUCUGAUACAGAUGAAUGAUCUUGUGGACGG